AUGGAGAAAGAAACAGGCCUUGUCGAGUUCUGUAACCAAGACAACUGGUUUAAUCACAACACAACAUGUGCUGCUUCUCAUGCGAUAUUUAACCAUGAGUCUCCCUCAUUUAAAUUCCAGACCAUCAUCAUCAUCAUCAUCAUCACCUUCAUUAACAAGAACAGCAACAUCACCACCACCACCACCACCACCACCGCCACCACCUAUACUAACAGAACCAGCACUUUUAUCAACAAGAUGGCCUCGUUCCCCCAAUUCACGCGGCUUCCUACUGUAAUUCAAUGGGUGACCUGGGAGUUGGCUCUCUCCAAACCCAAUACUCACUUCCUCACCAUGAACUCGGGGCAUCAUUCCCUCGGCCAACUCAGACCCAUCUACGGUCCAGUUCCGAACUUAGCAGCAUUUGGUCAGUCGUUGCUAAUGCGCCUCCACAAGAAGGAUCUUGAAUCUGGAAAUCGUGGCCCAUUCCCUCUGUUUGAUGCAUCUCAAGAUAUGCUGGUCAUAUCACCCAUCCACGCUAUAGAUAUUUCCGAGCCACCCACUGACGCUGAAGACAUGGAUACUUCUGAGCCCGAACAGCCAGAAGUUCCUGAACCGUUCACUCAACUUACUUUUGAAACCGUGGACAGUGUUGGUCACUGGCGGCGCCGGUACCCUCUUCUUGUUCCAGACUUGCCUGCCACCGGCUAUCUGGCCAACAUCACCUCUGUAGCCAUCUACUGGAAGCCGGAGAUGGACGAUGCUGUCGUCUGCCGUCAGAUUCAGUGGCUUUGGGAUGGUGAUACGUGCCCUAAACUCGAGACAAUCUACAUUGAUAUCAGCAUGAGAUCCAAGAGGUAUAGGUGGUUUCACUGCACUUUGCGGAAUCAUGUCCACCUUGCUGCCCGCAGGCCGACCCGUACUGGUAAGGGCGUGGUAGAUAUCCAGGUAAGAGACCUCACUGCUUUUUAG
This is a messenger RNA of Podospora pseudopauciseta, 951 nucleotides long. RefSeq lists its product as uncharacterized. The transcript is spliced from 3 exons. NCBI's taxonomy places the organism in Eukaryota, Fungi, Ascomycota, Sordariomycetes, Sordariales, Podosporaceae. The record is from RefSeq and is a predicted model, not a curated record. Bases 1 to 951 code for a protein of 316 amino acids.